Messenger RNA from Lytechinus variegatus (green sea urchin), 1769 nucleotides. Its product is annotated as uronyl 2-sulfotransferase-like. Bases 279 to 1643 code for a protein of 454 amino acids. The record is from RefSeq and is a predicted model, not a curated record. NCBI's taxonomy places the organism in Eukaryota, Metazoa, Echinodermata, Echinoidea, Temnopleuroida, Toxopneustidae. Gene Ontology annotation, molecular function: sulfotransferase activity. Gene Ontology annotation, cellular component: membrane. The transcript is spliced from 8 exons.
GUGUUUGUUGACCAGCGGGUGCAAUGAAAGGGGGCAAGAAUAGUCCCCAGUUUUCUCACAGGGGAGAAAAAAAGUUAUGUAACGCCUUCAAAAACAGACAAAAGAAACUCGUAGAAGCAUGGACCUAUUAUGACGGAACAAUCCAAUACCUUUGCAGAAACCAUAGGAAGUCAUGAUGAAGAUCCUGUGAAUCGAUUCGAAUGCAUCCACAAAGUGGAUAGAAACCAGACAGUUGAUAUAAUAACCACGUUACCUUGUCUACAAAUAUAAAUAUUAAUAUGUGGAUGGAUAAACUAAAUUCGAUUGGCAUGGCGAACGGAAGGAACAGCCUCCGCCCAUUUAUCAUAUUAUUUGUUGGAUCUUUAGUGCUUUACUUCAUCGUAAGACCACCGACAUCACUCGGUAGUUCAUCGAGUCACAGAACCAGAAUAAUUGAGGAUGAUGAGGACAGUGAAAAUAUAGUUCUACUUAAAGAGAAAAUGCUCCAUCUUGAAAGUUUGGUGAACAGACUAGAAAAAUCAGUGGACGUUAUUUCAAACCAAAGAGUUUCAAAUAUUCGAACUAGAGAACGCCAGCCGAAAGAAUCCUCUUCAUGGCCGCUAAAGACAAACAAGAUUAUUCAAAAAUUAUGGGCAUCAUCAUCUCUUUCGUCUGAGUCGUCAUCUACAUUGUGGUCGUCACUCGACUUCGUCGAUGAAAAGGAGAAUGAUCACGUCGAACCGAUCAACAAUGACCAACUGGUAUAUAGCUGCCCGGAUGAUGACGGUGACUCUCACGUCUUUCAAAACGAGUUGUCUCUCUUUGGAAAACCGAUAUAUGCCAAGAAUAAGACUAUUAUGUAUGUAACAAUGCCCAAGUGUGGAAGUCGUACUUUUGUCUGGACAGUCUUCAAACUACAGAUAUGUCACCACUUUGGAACUCCUGUUGGUCUGCCUUACAUGCUUGCGAAUGAACCGCCUGUCAAAAUGAGGAAAUAUUUCGAUCUUGCACUCAGACAAGUUGAAGACGGGGCUCUUGUACACGGCCAUUACCGCUUUAUCGACAUGAGUAGCUCACUGAAAAGUCCCGUAAUGAUCAGCAUCAUACGAGAUCCAGUGGAAAGACUCGUGUCCCAGUUCUAUUUCAUGCGCCAUGGUGACGGGGAUAUAAACAAAGAGGAACUCCUGGAGAAAAUCCGUAGGCGACCAAAUGGAGCUCUCUCUAACGAGACGAUAGAUGAUUGUGUACAAAAAGGCAGAGCUGAAUGCACUAGUAGUUUGUUCCGUAAUAAUUUCUACAUCACAUCAUUUUGUGGAUACGAUCCUAAAUGCAGUAAAUAUCCUAACUACGCAUUGAAACAAGCCAAACUCAAUGUCGAUAAGUUCUUGGUAAUUGGUCUUGUUGAAGAAUACGAUCUCUCCAUGGCCGUCUUUGAAAAGCUACUCCCAGAAACGUUCGGAGGAGCAGCUAAAAUAUACGCGGAAAAUAAAGAUCAAUCAAUGGAGAAAUCGAAAACAAGCUACAAGUCACCGCCAUCUCCGAUGUCUUACUCUUUCCUGAAACAAAAUUUGAAGAACGACUACGAGUUCUACGAUUACGUGAAGAAACGCCUGCAUAAAGUCGCUAAGAAUCUUGGAAUCGGAUAUUGUGACCGUUCAUUGUAGAUAUCAUGUCAUUUCUGGGUUGUGUUUUAUAAAAUAACUUGUCUUAAUGACCUGGGCUCCGUAACACAAAGAUUAGCGAUCAAUCGCUAAAUGAACUGACCAAUCAAUAUCAAUGUAACACGCGCA